AUGCCUCGCAUCCGCAAGCUGCAGUACGGCGGGGCGUCUCGCAAGCUGGGCGAUUGUUUCACGGUGCUUCUGUCCGGCGUAUCAGGCGAGUGCCUAGCCGGCGAGAUGGGCUGCUGCGGCGACAGCUGUUGCUCCUCGGCGGUCGUCUCCCGAGCUCUUGCUGAGUACUGUCAGCACAGCGACGCGGCCCGUGAGGCCUUUGUCGCAGCUAAGGGUCUCGACGCUUUGCAGAUGGCACUAACGCGCGGCAGCCCUUCCGUUGCAACCGCCGCGGCCCGGGUGCUGGGGGCAUUAUGCAGCACCUCCCAUGGCCUCCGCUGCGUCCUGCGGUGGCAGAGCAGGGGCAUCAGCAGCGGAGGCGGAGGCGACUUGCUCUCUAGGGUGGCGGCUAUAUCAGGCCAGGUGGAGCUCCCGCCCGACCUCCGAGCUGAGUGCGUGGACGUGCUCCGCUGCGUGCUGGGCUCCAUACACGGCCCGGCAGCGGGCAGUGGAAUGGACUUAGCAGGCGUGCUGCAGACUCCCCUCAACAGCAGUGCUGUGGAGACCCCUGGCAUCAGCGGCUGCGGUAUCGCCCUGGCGACUGAUAGCUUCAUCGUCCACGUCGCGUUGCCGCCGCUGCUCAGCGACAACGCGCACCUACGGGCUGCUGCAGCCCGCCUGGUCGCCGCCGCUGCGGAAGAAGGUCUGCUGGCUGGGGGAGCCGCCGCUGCCGCCGCCAGCCUAUCGGCAGCCCUCCACCUUGUCCAAACCAGCGGCAGCCGGGAUGACAGACGCGCAGAAGUCCACACGUCGCUUUCUGGUGUCGCCACCUGCGGCGGCGGCGGCGGCGGCGGCGACAGAGGCAGCGAGGGGGCCGGCAGGAGCGGCACGGAGUCCAACGCUGGGCCCAACCCAGUACCCCAGGAUUGGCGCCCCGUGUUGGCGCUGUGUGAGCUGGUGGCGGCACUCCUGGGCAGCUCCGAGGGUGCCGAGCUGCUGGUAGCGCUGCGGGCGCCGGCCCAUGUGCUGGCGCUGUGUCGGGAAGUCUUGACGGGAACUGCGGGAGGCGCUGGUGAUGGUUGCCAGCGCCUUAACGGUAGCAGCGCUGGCGACUUGGCCGGGACAAGGGAGGCGUUGCUGGACGCUGUGCUGCUGUGCGCACGUGAUGGGCAGUACAACUUGUGGACGGGGAAAGACGAGACCCACCAACGGGAGAGGCGGGUCUUUGUGGCCGGUGCGGCAAAACUUGCAGCCCUGCUGCUGCGCCCAAGCUUGGCUGGCAGCAGCAGUAGCGACACCAAAGCUACGCCCGGUGCUGACACGGAUGCAGUAGCACAGGGCAGCUGCGGUGCGGCGCGCGGUUCCCUGCUUGGGCUUCGGGACGCGGCGUUGCCUCCGGCAUAUACUUUGACAAGCACGGCGGCGGCGCUGGCCUCCGCCCUUGCGUCUUGGCCGGCGGAGGUGCUUCAACACCGGGAGCUCGCGGAGCCACUACAUGGUUUGCUGUGCAGCCUGAGCGACGCGGUGCGGAUUCUGCUGGGCAGCGGUCAUCAUGGAGGGGUCGACAGAAGGGUAGAUGCGGACAACGCCGCCGCCAGCGUCAUGUGGCAGCUUCCAUGUAGCGGACAGGCUGUGGGAUCCUGCCCGGAUUGGGACCCGGGCUGGCCGGAAGUGCCGCCACAUCGGAACAUGUCUUCGUGGGGAUUGGGAAAUGGUGGCGGUUGUAAAGGCGGGUUCAUCUGGCAUAGCGGUAGCAGCGGCAAUACCCUGGUUCAAGCCUCCACUAGGCUGCGCGUUGCCUCUGCGGCCGCAGCCGCGGCGGUACGUCUUUACGGUGCAGUGUGUGGAGGAGAAGAGACUCUGCAUGAGAUCGCAAGGAGCUCUGUGACCAGUGUUGCAGGCAAGGAGGAGCUCCAGGAUAUCCGCAGCCACCUGAAGGCUAACGAGGAGUCAGCAGUUACAGCAGUGGUUGCGCAGUGUCUGAGCCGAGUGCUGGAGGCAUCACAUGACGGUAAUGCGGCAGUGACCAUGUUGACCCCCUCUCUGGAGGCCCUACUUGAACUUCCGACUGUUUUGCUCAAGUGCCUUGCUGCAGCUCGUACAGCUACGACCUCAGACGGUUGUGUGAAUAGAGUCUCCAGUGGCUUCUCACUUGUUGGUUUGGGCCUAGCGGCGGCAAGGCUGGCGGAACACAUACUUCAAGUAUCCGACGGCAACACAACAGCCGACAGCCUGGACACUCCCAGCCUGGAUUGUUCGUCUACUUGGUAUUGCGGUGGCAGCAAACCAGCCAUUACGAACCAUGCUCGCCAAAAUCGGCCGGCAACUCAUGUGGGCCGAUGCAGUUCUGAGCAGCACGUAGCGCUGCUAACAGCCUUGCGAGUUUGGAGCAGAGCAAUGGAGCUCAAUCCUGACUGUACAUGCAGACUGCAAGAGGGGAGUUUUGAGGAAGGGUCAGAGCACGCUGCAGCCACCUGCGACGCGUGCAACGUGCGACCCAUUGGUUUCUUGUCGAAGUUUGUGGGAGCGAUGGAG
Volvox carteri f. nagariensis is the source of this 2514-nucleotide messenger RNA. RefSeq lists its product as uncharacterized. NCBI's taxonomy places the organism in Eukaryota, Viridiplantae, Chlorophyta, Chlorophyceae, Chlamydomonadales, Volvocaceae. The annotation marks the transcript as partial. The transcript is spliced from 9 exons. The record is from RefSeq and is a predicted model, not a curated record.